AUGGUUUUAUCCGAUCAAGAUUUGCAAUCAGAAUAUCCUCCAUUAUACUACAGAUUAGGAGCUAACCAAUACGAGAAAAGUAUCGAGUUUUAUAAUGCAGAUAAGCAAUUGAGUCAAAACGAUCGUGGACAGAUCUUUAGAGAUAUCCAGUACGUUUACGGGAAGUCUGAGUUCAUAUCAUUCACCACGUUCAUAUUGGCAAUGAGUACCCCUACUCUCUACGGCUUGAUUAAAAAAAGAUAUUACCCCCAAAAGGAAGAGUUGCAAUCACCAAUAAUAAAAGAAACCAAGAAAUUACCGUUUUUCAAGAGACCAGUUGCUAAAUUUUUUGCACUUUCAGCAAUUUCAAUGGGUAUUUCAUUAAUGGCUCAAGUUAAAGCGAAAAGCUAUUACUUGAAUGAAAAAACUAAUCAAAUUAGUCAACUGUCAAAUGUCAAUUCCCAAAGACAAGCUCAGAUAUGGCAAAAAAUUGAUGUUUUUGCAUUACCGUUAUUUUAUUUCUAUUAUAAUUUAACCUUUAAAAAUGAAUCAUUAGUGAUUAAAGAUCCCAAAUUAAUGAAUGAUCAAGAUAUUAGAAGAAUUGGAAUGUUUCAAACUUCUAAUAAAAAGGCAAGUCAUUUUGCCGAAAUCUUACCAAUGAAAUUUUGUAAAGAGGAUGGUAAGAUCGAUGAAAGUAUUGUAUUAAAACUGUUAGGUAUAAAUAGAAAUCCCAAUCAAGUUCUGGAUUCGGAAGUUUCAAUUUCAACUCAUUGGGAUCAAUUGAGAAAAGAAAACUUUCCUCAGGAAUCAUCUGAAAAUAUUGAGUGGGUUAAUCCUAAUUCUUCAAGUGAUUCUUCAACUGAUGUUAAUGAUUCUUCAAUUGAUGUAAAUGAUGCUUCAAUUGAUUCAAAUGAUUCUUCUAACGAUAAAACAAAUGAUCCACCGUCAUCAUCUUGGGAUGCCAUAAGACGUCAAAAUGGUAAAUAG
Messenger RNA from Hyphopichia burtonii NRRL Y-1933, 966 nucleotides. RefSeq lists its product as uncharacterized. Lineage: Eukaryota; Fungi; Ascomycota; Pichiomycetes; Serinales; Debaryomycetaceae. The coding region runs from base 1 to 966 and encodes 321 amino acids. The record is from RefSeq and is a predicted model, not a curated record. The transcript has a single exon.